CACAACUCAGCAAGCGUUGUAAAUCGCACGCGUAGACAAAACAUGUUCGCCCUCGAUCCAAGCGCGGAACUCAACCUGAACUUACCCAAAGUGCGCGCAGUCGUCGCAUACAAGUGCUUAGGCGAACUUGCGGUAUUGUAGCUUACCCCGGCUUACUGGCCAUUGUGCAUACUGCGACAGACGGCUCUAGACUGCGCUGGUGCCUAUCCGGCGCUCUCGUUUGCAGAAUUUCAUGUUGCCGAGGCAAUGAUGACAGAAAGUCAAAGGGAAUAAGCCAGGGAGGCAAUAAUGGAGUUCACGCCCCCGAAACAGCUGCGCGAGCGCGAGCCAGCGACGCCCGCAGCAACUGUCCUAAGGCUAAUUGCAUACGGAGGCGAGAGACCGGUUUGCGCACUGGGCAGCUGCACGACUGGCUCAUCCAAGGAAUCAUUAUUGCAGCUGCUCAAUGACACGGACCUUGACCGAGUUAUCACGCUUGAGAAGGCACCGACAUGCGUCCGCUUGGUCGACCCGGCUAGCGGAGCCGUGCUCGCCGUCGAGGGGUCGCUGGAUGUGCCCCGCCGCAGCAGCCGCACACUGCGGGUGACCUGGCACGCGACGGGGCCCGGAGCGCUGUGUGAGGCCCUGCGCUGGCGCAUGACGGACGGGGCCCGGCAGGCUCGGCUUGAGGUGCGGCUGCAGGGCACGGCCACGGACCCACCCCUGCCGGCAAAGGCAGGGGCGCGGGCAUCGGGCGCGGCCGCCUCGCUCCGCCCAGGACCCAUCGCCUCCACUUCGGGGUCCAUGGGACCGCCCAGCAGUAGGCCCGCAGCGCCUGCUGGCAAGGUGCCGCCGCGGGCGUUGUCGCUUGUCCGGCCCCAGGUGCCUGUGGCUGCCGCACCCCAGCUCGCCAACGGGAGCUCUGCCAGCAGUGGCGGCGAAGCAGUGCCGGCUCAACCUGCGCCCGCAGCCUCAGCCCCAGCCUCAGCUGCAGCAGCACCCGCAGCAGCACCCACAGCAGUACCUGCUGCGUCCAAGGCGCCCUACCCUGGCGUGCCCCGGACGUCGGGCAUGCUGGACCCGUCCGCGCUGUCGGCGGCAGCAAACGUCAAGCUGCCCGCCACGCCGCUGGCAGCCAGCCCGUUGCUGAACAACGGUGGCCGCGCCCCGGUGCGGCUGGUGACGCCGCACCGCGCCGGCGCCGGCAGCCCCAACGUGCGCGGUGUGGCACUGGCAGCUGACGGUGGCGGCCGGACCCUGGACUUCCGCCGCGUUGGGAGCGCUGAAGCCAAGCGCGAACGCGGCCUCAUCUCCUGGCUCAACAGCGAAGUGGCCACUGUGGAGGCCGCCUCGGCCGGCCUGGACAGCGGCUGCACCACGGGCGUGGGGGUGCGGCGGCUGCUGGGCGAGGUGGGCGGCAAGGCCUACCUGUACUUCAAGCGCGAUGCGUCCUUUGCGGCGGCGGCGGCCAAGGUGGAGUCCAAGAUUGCCGCCCGGCACCUGGCGCUGAAGGACGUGGAGUCCACCCUGAGCGACGUGCACCGGCGCAAAGAGGCGCUGGCGGUGCUGACGGCCUACCACCCCUUCUGGCUGGCGGUGGGGCUGCAGACGGUGCUGGGCAAGGCGCUGGUGCUGUCGCCAGGCAACAUGCUGGCGCUGAUGAGGCCGCCCGGCAGUAGCAGUAGCAGUGGCGGUGCGGGUGCGGGUGCGGGUGCGGUGGAGGUGCCGGCCUUCCUGCGCGCCUACCUGUCCGACCACCUGCUGGCAGACCCCGAGCUGGCGGCGGCGUACCGGGGGGCCGCAUACAAGACGCCCGAGUACUGGGAGGCUCUGGGCCCCCGUGUGCUGGGCCGCGUGCUGCUGCUGGUGCUGCUGCUGGACCGACUGGCGCAGCGGCCCGACCUGCCCGCCGGCACACCCUCGCUGUUCAGGCAGGAGGCGGCUAUCAAGACGUCGGAGCAGGUGCUGCUGGAGUUCCUGCAGCCGCGGCUGGCGGGCGCGGGCGACGUGCGGCACCAGCUCCGGGCCAUGGGCUACGUGGCGGAGUACGUGCAGCACGCGCGCGACGAGGCGGACUUCCGGGUGGCCAAGCCGUCCGACCUGCGGGACGGCACCCGGCUGGCCAAGCUGCUGGACAACCUGCGCAAGAAAGCGCAAUCACAUGGGGGCGCCGCCGCUAAUGGCAACGCUGCCGGCCUCUCCGCACAACCCAGCAGUGCCAGCGUCGCGUCCUCCUCCGGUAUCAGCGCGCGGUUGCUGGGCACCGGAGCCGCAGGCGGCCCUGGCGCCGUCGGUGCCAGCCGGCUGCCCUCGCCGCACGAGGACCUGCUGCCUACCAUGGCCUUCCCGCAGCACACCGGCCGGCCGCUGGACGAAACCAACAUGCGUAACAACUGCCUGCGGUUGGCGCGGGCUCUGCAGGCGCACGGCGUCAGCCUGCAGGGCGUGGCGGCGGCCGCCGGGCCGGCGGCGGGGCCGCGUGAUGGCGGCUCGGAGGGCGUGGCAAAGACGGUGGCGGAGGGGCUGCUGCGGCUGGACCAGCGCAUCACGCUGGGGGUGCUGUGGCAGAUGGCCAUGCACUUCAAGCUGCGCAAGCAUGUGGACGUCAAGACGCUGGAGCGCGAGGCCGCCCGCCUGCGCCGCGCAGCCGCCGCCGGUGCCUCCUCCUCUGACACGCCUGCUGCCGCCUCGGCCUCUUCCUCUGCCUCUGCGGGCGACGAUGCUGUGCUGCUGCGCUACUUCAACGACCCCGCCAGCCAGGCGCUGCUGCAGUGGGUGCGGGCGGCCUGCGCGCUGCACGGCGUGGGCGUGGACAACUUCACCUGGAGCCUGGCGGACGGCCGCGCGCUGUGCUACCUGGUGCACACUUACCUGCCCGAGGCGCUGCCCAAGAGCCGCAUCAGUGUGCCCGACACGCCCGCCACGACCGACGAGAUGGCGCGACUCACCGGCGGCACCGAGUACGUCAAGCUGGAGACGCUCAAGGCCAACGGCUGGUCUGCGGUGUACGAGAUGGGCGGUGUCAUCCACGACGACGGCCUGGCGGCCGCCUACAAGGCCGCGGUGGCCGCCAACUUCCGCGCCCUGCACGCGGCGGGCGAUGCGCUGGGCCUGCCGGCGCUGCUGGGCGCCGAGGACUACCUGGAGGACGGCCCGGACGAGCUGGCGGCCAUACUGUACGUGGCGCUGCUGGGCGAGGCGCUGAUGAAGCUGACGUCCGAGCGCCGCGCCGGCUACGUGAUCAUGGAGUACCUGCGCCGCCGCCUGUGCUGGCGCCCCAGCUACAUGCGCGCCGCGCUGCAGCGCUACAAGGAGGGGCUGCGGCGCAGCACCGCCGCCGCCACCAUCCAGGCCACGUGGCGCAUGGCCAAGCAACGGCGCAGGUUCCUGCAGCUACAGCAGGCUGCAUGUGUACUUCAAGCCUUCGCACGGCGGCGGCUGGCGUCCCGACAAGUGCAGCAACUGCGGCAGCUGGCACGGCAAGAGGCCGCCGCCACUGUCAUCCAGGCGCACGUGCGCCGCCACCUCACGCAGAAGAAGUUCUCGCAUGAGAUUCGGGCAGCACGGCGUGAGAUAGCGGCCGCAACCAUCCAGGCAGUAUGGCGUGGACACUGCCAGCGCAGCCGCUACCUGGCGGCCCGGGAUGCUGCGGUCAAGGUGCAGGCGUGCGUGCGCAUGCACCAGGCGCAAAUGAGGUUCCUGGUCCAGCGGCAAGCCGCCGUCGCCGUCCAGGCCGCAUGGCGAUCGCACCAGGCCCGCACCGCCUACCUGCAGCAGCAGGAGGCGGCGGUGAUCAUUCAGGCGGCAUGGCGGAGCGUAGUAGCGCAGCGGCAGCUGGCGGCGGCACGGUCUCGUGUGCUGCUGAUCCAGGCACACGUGCGCGGCAUGCAGGCCCGCCGGCUUGUGCAGAAGCGCCUGCAGAGCCUGGUUCACAUCCAGGCUUGCUGGCGUGCGGAGCAGGCACGGCGCCAAGUUGCCGCACUGCGCGCCCAGCAACGCUCCGAGCAAGAGCACCGCUCUGCGGCGCUGCUGCAAGCGGUCGUGCGCGGCCACCAGCUGCGGCGGCAGGUUGCAGCUCAGCACCGGGCGGCGACUGUGGCGCAGGCGUGGUGGCGCAUGGUGCAGGCCCGGCGCGAUUUCCUUGCCGCGCGCCAGGCGGCAGUGUCGAUUCAGUCUGCCUUCAGGGGCUUUGCGAUGCGGCAGCAGCUGGCGCAGCACCACGCCGCCGCCACAGCCGUGCAGUGCGCCUGGCGCCGCCACUCUGCCAUGGGGCAGCUGCGGACGGCGCGUUCUGCGGCCGUGGCCAUCCAGGCAGCCUGGCGCAGCCACUGCCAGCGCAGCCGCUACCUGGCGGCCCGGGAUGCUGCGGUCAAGGUACAGGCGUGUGUGCGCAUGCACCAGGCGCAGAAGCGGUUCCUGGUCCAGCGGCAAGCCGCCGUCGCCAUCCAGGCCGCAUGGCGAUCGCACCAGGCCCGCACCGCCUACCUGCAGCAGCAGGAGGCGGCGGUGAUCAUUCAGGCGGCAUGGCGAAGCGUGGUGGCGCAGCGGCAGCUGGCGGCGGCGCGGUCUCGUGUGCUGCUGAUCCAGGCACACGUGCGCGGCAUGCAGGCCCGCCGGCUCGUGCAGAGGCGCCUGCAGAGCCUGGUUCACAUCCAGACUUGCUGGCGUGCGGAGCAGGCACGGCGCCAAGUCGCCGCACUGCGCGCCCAGCAACGCUCCGAGCAAGAGCACCGCUCUGCGGCGCUGCUGCAGGCGGUCGUGCGCGGCCACCAGCUGCGGCGGCAGGUUGCAGGUCAGCACCGGGCGGCGACUGUGGUGCAGGCGUGGUGGCGCAUGGUGCAGGCCCGGCGCGAGUACACCAAGCUGCAAGACAUCACGGUGCGGCUGCAGGCGCUGGCCCGCGGCGCCCUGGCACGGCAGCGGCACGCCGCGGUGCGGCAGGCUGCAGGCGUCAUGCAGCGGACCUGGCGCAUGCGGCUGGCAUGCCGCGCCUUCAGGCAGGCGACAGAGGCGUUUUGGGCGCGGGAGCAGCAGAAGCAAGCCGAGAUCCUCAUGGAGAUCAGCCGCCAGUACAUGCGCGGUGUAUCGGCCGCCAUGCGCAUCCAGGCCCACUGGCGCGGCUACCAGGCGCGCAAGGCCUUCGCGCCGGUGUGGCGGGAACACAGGGACAGCCAGCGCGAGCGACAGGCCGCCCUCGCCAUUCAGACGGCAUGGCGCAGCUACACCGCCCGCCGCGACUACUGCCGCCAGCGCGAGGCGCUGCGGGUGAUCGGCGCCGUGCUGGUGCCGCUGCACCGGGCGCGGCGCGAGCUGCGGCGGCGGCGGGACGCCCACCAAGUGCAGCUGCGGGCGGUGCUGGCCAUCCAGGCCGGCGUGCGCAUGUGGCUGGCGCGGCGGCGGCUCGAGUCUGCUGUGCAGGCGGCGGUCCAAAUCCAGGCCGCCUGGCGUGGCUACGCUGUGCGCAAGCGGGACGGCCGGGCCAAGCGCGAGGCGCGGCGGCGGCUGCAGGCGGCGGCGGCAGACGCGCGCCGCUCCCCAAGCCGGCAGAUCGGCAACCGGGCGCGCGAGGCGCUGGAGCUGCUGUUGCGCAACAACAAGAACCUGGUGCAGGUUAUGCAGGCGGUGCAGGUGAUUGAAACGGCAACGCGCUACAGCCGGGACUGCUGCAAGCUCAUCGCGCGGAACGAGGGCGUUACCGCACUACUGCGCUUCAUGCGGGGCCUCAACCGCAGCAAGCCGCACAUCGACGUACUCAACCGCACGCUCAACGUGCUGCUCAACAUCUGCCGGUACGACGACCUGCUGCCUGACGUGUACCACUCGGAGGAGUGCCUCACCGUGCUGAGCGAGCGGCUGCAGUUCUUCCGCGACACCGAGGAGGUGUUCAACCCCACGGUGGCGGUGCUGCAGCGCCUGACCAGCCCGCCGGAGCUGGCUGGGGACGUGCAGCCGGCGGUGCGGCACAAGUGGGAGGGCAUCCACCAGGUGCAGUUCCGCAAGGCCGACAUGGAGCGCAAAUACCUGGAGCGACUGGAGGGCGACAAGGGCAGCGACGUGUCGGCGCGCGAGGCCACGCGGCGGCUGCUGGUGCUGCAGCAGCAGGUGGCGGCGCUGGACAUCCUAAUUGGCCGGGUGGCGGCGGCGGCGGGCGAGGCGGGCGGCGCCGGCGGCGGCCCUGACACCGGCCCCGACGUGCACCAGGGAACGGACAAGGACCAGCGCGCGCCGGCGCAGGAGAAGGAGCGGGACACGCUGGUGCGGCGACAGGUGCUGGCAGCGGCGGGCAGUGCGGCGCUUGUGCAGGGCGCGCCGGCGGGGGCGGGGGCAGGUGCUGCGGCGGCGCUGGGCCCAGCGCCCAUCCCGGGCCUGAAAAACACCAUCGUCAAGACUGUGGUGCAGCGGCUGGCUGCAACCAAUGCCGCGCCCGGGACCUCAGCUGCGGCGGCUGGCGUAAAGCGCCCUGCCGCGGUGGGUGGCGCCGUCAGCUCGUCGCCCGGACAGGCGGGCGCAGGCAAGACCAGCGCCUCCGCGUACGGCCAGCGCCGCACGUAGCAGAUGGCGGGCGUGGUGGCAGAGGCGCAUGGGAAAUGAGAGGCAGGAAUGCACCGCUGCGAGAAGCUGUACAGGUAUUAGCGCGAUACGGGGGUAUGCAGGUAUUAGCGCGACGCUUUAGAGGCAUGCGGUUUGCCUCGCACCAAUUGAUGCGACCAGUUGGCGAACUGUGACAGCAAGAGUGCGCAAUUUGACAUGGAGGAUGGGCCAGCCCGGCGUCGUUGGCACGAACCCAUUUGCCUGAAACGGUACAAAGGGCGGCCAUGUAAAUACUUGAAUCC
This is a messenger RNA of Chlamydomonas reinhardtii, 6812 nucleotides long. RefSeq lists its product as uncharacterized. Gene Ontology annotation, molecular function: protein binding. The coding region runs from base 289 to 6531 and encodes 2080 amino acids. NCBI's taxonomy places the organism in Eukaryota, Viridiplantae, Chlorophyta, Chlorophyceae, Chlamydomonadales, Chlamydomonadaceae. The transcript is spliced from 29 exons. The record is from RefSeq and is a predicted model, not a curated record.